UAUGCUUUAUUUGUUACAGGUUAAGACACCAUUUGUAGAAUCGAAAUUAGUUCCUUCGUCACUCUUCCCUCACUAAAUGACACUGUUAAAGCAAAUGAUUUGGCAACUGUUUCUGGCUGGGGUAGACUUAGUCAAGGAGGACCAACAACCAUUUACUUACAACGAGUAAAUAUUCUGAUUGCCAAUCAAGAAUAUUGUGAGUUAAUGUAUAGCAAACUAAAUUACAAUGUCUACGAAACACAAAUUUGUGCGUACGAUCCAACUACUGAAAAAGGAUCAUGUAACGGUGAUUCUGGUGGCCCGUUGACCGUCGAUGGAAAACUUACUGGUCUCGUUUCAUGGGCAAUGGGCUGUGCCCUUACUGAUUAUCCAACUGUUUAUACCCGCGUGGUAUCAUACCUUGAUUGGAUAAAAGCAAAUGCUAUAUAAAUCUUA
This is a messenger RNA of Apis florea (little honeybee), 435 nucleotides long. Its product is annotated as mite allergen Der p 3. The record is from RefSeq and is a predicted model, not a curated record. Gene Ontology annotation, molecular function: serine-type endopeptidase activity. Gene Ontology annotation, biological process: proteolysis. Lineage: Eukaryota; Metazoa; Arthropoda; Insecta; Hymenoptera; Apidae.